Chara braunii is the source of this 3901-nucleotide messenger RNA. The record is from the annotation of a GenBank genome assembly. Lineage: Eukaryota; Viridiplantae; Streptophyta; Charophyceae; Charales; Characeae.
GCGGAAGGCCAAGAGCUGCUGUUACUCGAUUCAUCAUUUUCUUCCACACGUUUCCUCUUCUUCUGCGGUCCGCAUUUCGGCGAUCGAUCAGCUGCUGCGGCUUUCUUUUGCACUCGUCUACCAACAGGCAUUCUAAGGAAGCUGCUGUUUCACCGAGCAUCCAACAAAGCUGUCACCUCAGAGAGGUCGAGCUUGAUGUUUGGGAAUCCUGCAGUGGUCGGUGGCGGAGAUGGCACUACAUCAAGUGGAGUCACAGUGGUUCCUCCAGCUGAAGGUGUCGGGGCACCCAGGGGAAAACGGCUCAGUAAUGCUGGGGGCAUGCAGCGGGUUGGGAAAUUCAGUACGAGGGCAGCCAAGUUUUUUGAUGAGAACAUCUUCUGGGUAUUCCGGAAUAGGGAGGGAGAGGAAGAGGCAAGUCAGAGCAGUGAGGAAACUAGUGAUGGGAGUGGUGCUGCAGAGGGAAGGUUGUUACUUCCAAACAAGAAAUCCAAGGGGAACGAUGCCAAUGAGUCACCUCGACCUGUUUUUCAGCAAAUGAUGAUAGGAGGGGGGAUUGGCAGCCGCCUUACUGAGACGGGUAGAAGCAUUGUCCAUGGUGGUCCUUGUAAUCAUCCUGUUCUUGGAAAAGUCCUUCCAAAUGCAACUCGAGGCCCGCUUUCGGAGAGUCAGGUGGAGGGGGCUCUGAGAGACUCCACGAAGGCUGCUAACGACACAUUGAGAGGGAAUGUCCUUCACAUGUCUGCGACUAGAUUGGAGAAUAGUGUUGACCUUCCGAAUGCCGGAGGUCCACCAGUCUCAUCUGCAUGUGCUCAUCCUAUAGGAAAACUCAGCAAUGCUGGGCCAUUUCACCAGGCAGAUAGUGUUUCAAGUGUUGGUGUUGAAAACACCGAGCUGUCAGGGUGUGGUGGAACUGUAGAAGGAAUAGAUUCUAAGACCAACAUCACUUCCCGGGAAGUCCAAUGCUCACCAUUCUCUUCUGUGCAUGUGUUUCCUGGAGGAGGGUGUAAUACUGCUGCUGCACUUCACCCAGGACAUACAUCAGGUACUGAUUUUGGGAAGAACGAAUUCUCAGGAUCUUUGAGGACCAGAGAGAUGGACCCUAAGGAUCCCAGAAGCCCCCUUCUUUCCCUCCGUUCACAGCCUGGAAAUGAACCUGGGAGCAAUGAGGGUGACACAGGUGGAAGUAUAGAUCUUGUGUCAUGCCCAGUGAAUUGCUGGGGCCAUAGCAAGGGACUUACACUGGACGGUGCUGAGGAUGCAAGCUUCGAUGUGGGUUGUUCUCAGAAAGACAGUGGAUUUGAAGCUUUUGAAAGGUAUUUGGCUGCGGGGUCCAGCGAUGUUUGGGGUAGGCGUGAAAGAGAAAGUGGUGCACAGUGGUUGAACAGAGGGCUUCAUUUUGGGAUGACUGCAGGUAACGAGGCUCAAGGAGCUACAUCAGUUUCACAUCGUAUCGAAAAUGGAGAUGAAAGAUAUUCAUCCAGAUUAAACCCUUUUGUUAACUUUGAAACAAGUGGUGCUCUGUCAGUUCCUAAGGAUGAAGAAGCUACUGGAAUCAUCACCUUGGAAGAUGUGAUCGAAGAAUUAUUGCAGGAGGAGAUACUAGACGAGGCCGAUCAUUAUCAUGACAUCGAGCAGAGGUGCUUGGAGUGGCUCGGUGGGAAGGUGCUUGGAGUGGCUCGGUGGGUAGGUGCUUCAAGUGGCUCUGUGGACAGGCCUCCUCAAUUUGGUCCCCUGAUCCCUGGGAAGGGAUACGAGGUGGAGAAAGUUGAGGAUGAGUAUGGUACAGGCCCGGAUAAGGAGUACCUUGUGAAGUUUCUCUACCAUCCCCAUACCGAGGAUCGCUGGUUUACUCGCAAGGAGCUUCUGAAAACAGCAAAGUCUGUUAUCCUCAAAUACGAGGCUGUGCAGAAGGGAGAACCCCUUCGACGCUCUCCACGCCUACGCCCCUACCUUGGAGGUCCUCGCUCCGGGGGAGGGUCUGGAACUAGUACCACCCCGUAUAGCAAGGAGCAAGAAGAGAGAGUUGCUGCCCUUCUGAGAGAGAAGAAGGAGAGGAUGGAGAAGAGGGAAUUGAUCAAGCAAGACAAGAUGUUGGCCCUGCUAGAAGAGCAGGAAGCGAAGAAAAAACAAAUGGAGGAAGAGCUGCAGAAGUGGACGAAGGAGCAGGAGGAGAAGAUGACAACUAUCCAGGCGGAGGUGGAGAAGGAAGAAGAAGCAGAAGAAGAGGUAGAAGAAGAAGUGCCAUUGGAGAGAAGAAGAGGUGAAGCCAGCACGAGUAAGGAGGACAAAAUUGAGAAGAUAACACAGGAAUGGGCUGCACAUUUGGAUUUGGGGGAGGGUAGGGAGGCAGAGCUAGCCAUACCCCAAGAAGAGAGAAGCGGCAAGGAGGGAGUUGGAAGUAGAACGAGACCCUGUGAGAAGAAGGGCGAAGGAGGAAGAACAACAGAGGGCAUGGAAAUGGCGGUUCGCUCUUGCAUUCGCCAGACUUGUGUGAAAGGAGCAGCUCGAAGAGCAGGUGUUUGUAGCUAUGUUAGGUCGAUUUCUGACAAGCCAAGGGAAGAAGAGAAGAUCCAUCCUACCAUCACCAGUUUGCUGAAAGAGUACAAGGAUUUAUCUGAAGCACCUUCAGGAGUAGUGCCCAGACCAAUCCAACACUGUAUAGAGAUAGAACCUGGCAGUAGAACGCCUAAGGGGGCAAUCUACAGGAUGUCUCCCAAGGAGGUAGAGGAGCUUCGCAGGCAGUUAGACGAGCUCCUAGAGAAAGGAUGGAUAAGGCCUAGUUCAUCACCUUCCGGCGCACCUGUUCUAUUCGUCCCAAAGAAGGAGGGAGAGCUACACAUGUGUGUAGACUACAGGGGAGUAAACGCCAUCACAAUCAAGAAUGCAGAGUCGUUGCCUCGCAUAGAUGAUCUGUUAGAUCGAGUGCAGGGAUGCAAAGAUUUCUCAAAGAUAGAUCUGAAGUCAGGUUACCAUCAGAUAGAGGUCCACCAUGACGAUCAGUAUAAGACGGCGUUCAGGACAAGGUAUGGGCAUUACGAGUUCAUAGUGAUGCCGUUUGGACUAACUAAUGCACCGGCCACAUUUCAGUGUUGCAUGAACGACUUGUUUAGGCCGUGGCUAGAUAGGUUCGUCGUAGUGUACUUAGACGACAUCUUAGUGUUCAGCAAGACCCUCGAGGAGCAUGAGGGUCAUCUGAGUCAGAUUCUAGGAAAGUUGAGAGAGCCUAACUUUAAGAUUAACCUGAAGAAGUGUGAGUGGGCCAAGACAGAGGUCCUUUACCUAGGCCAUGUACUAGAUGGAGACGGUAUUUCGCCCGAGGACAACGCUAGUCAGUAUGGCAUAGGUGCCGUUUUGCAGCAAGAUGAUGGCAACGGUUAUAGACCCGUAGAGUUCAUGUCAGCCAGGCUGCCCUCAGAAAAGGUAGCAGCAUCGACAUACGAGAGGGAACUCUGCGCUCUCAGGCAGGCUUUGGACCACUGGAAACACUACCUGCUUGGGAGGCACUUCAAGGUAUAUUCUGAUCAUGAGACUCUUAGAUGGCUAAAGACACAGGACAAGAUGACGCCCAAGUUGACGCCCAAGUUGACGAGAUGGGCUGCUGAGAUAGACCAAGUUGACUUUGAGUUAAAGCCCAUAAAAGGAAAGUAUAGCAUGGUAGUCAAUGCUCUGAGUAGGAGAGCUGAUUACUUCGGCGCGAUAGUGGACUAUCCAGACAUAGGGGCCAACCUGCAGCAGAAAGUAGGUAGAAUAUUGCUUGCAAAGGAUAAUGGUUAAUGCAUUAUCGAGAUGAGGAAAAAGAUUGUUUUGUUUGUACCUUUCGUUUACCUACUUUUUAAAGUGACUUGCUGUUCUGAAAAAGAAUAAUCCAGUGCAUGUCGUAAAAUGAAUCCGAUUGAAAUAA